GGUCUCACUUAGCAGGAUGUUCCAGCUGAUCCAGAGUCACAUCCAGCCAGCUGGGCACCGAAACCGCAAGACCCGCUUGGUCACCAAAGAUGGGCGCUGCAACAUUGAGUUUGGCAACAUAGAGUACAGCAACCACUUUGCCUUUGUGGUGGACUUCUGGACCACCUUUGUGGAAAUCCGCUGGCGUUUCGUGCUUCUCCUCUUCGUGGCCUCGUUCACAGGAAGCUGGUUCAUUUUCAGCCUGCUGUGGUACUGGAUUGCAAAGAGCAACGGCGACCUGACAGAACAGAACCGCACAGAUGGACACGUCCAGUGUAUAGACAAUGUUAACGGCCUCACGACAGCUUUCCUCUACUCUUUGGAGACCCAGACGACCAUUGGGUAUGGCGGGAGGGCGCUGACUGGGCACUGUGCUGGCACCGUGGCCCUUAUUAUUAUCCAGUCUCUCAUUGGAGUCUUCAUCAAUUGUUUUAUGUGCGGGGUCAUCUUGGCCAAGAUUUCCCUACCAAAGAAAAGGGCAAAGACGGUCACCUUCAGCAAUACAGCUGUUAUCUGCUUGAAGAAAGGUAGCCUCUGUCUUCUGAUUAGAGUGGCCAACCUUCGCAAAACCUUGUUAAUAGGGAGCCAGAUCUAUGGCAAGCUGCUUAGGACGACAACCACGCCAGAUGGAGAGACCAUAAUUCUGGACCAAGUGGACAUUGACUUUAUGGUUGAUGCUGGAAAGGACAACUUGUUUUUUGUGUGCCCACUGACCCUCUACCAUGUGAUUAACAGGUCAAGCCCGUUUUAUGAGCUGUCAGCAGACACCCUUCCCCAACAGGACUUUGAACUGGUGGUCUUCUUGGACGGGACGGCUGAGUCCACCAGCUCUGCGUGUCAAGUCCGAACUUCCUACAUCCCACAGGAGAUCCAGUGGGGAUACAGCUUCCUGCCCAUCAUCUCCCGCACCAAGACUGGCAAAUACCGGGUGGAUUUCUCCAACUUCUCCAGAAGUGUCCGGGUCACGACGCCCCACUGUGCCCACUGCUUUGAGACAGACGUAGACCAGCGAAACCAUAACAGACACAACCAGCAAAACCACAAUCACUGGAAGCUGGGCAUUGACAAUCCCGGGUUCCAAGUGAUUGACAUUCAUGACGCCGUGGAUAUCACUAAAAUGUGACAAAGCAGAACAAGAGCACAAAGUGUGUUCUGUUCGGAAGCACAGUCAGUCAGGGUGCGGGAGAUAUUUUAAAAACAGAUAUGGGCUCAUCACCUCCUUAUGUACAGACUGUCACUGUCAGACUGUCAGUAUUUGUGAGAGAAAAUGGUGACACAGUGGUGUAGAAUCAAGUUCUGAAGAUUUAGGUGAAGUUUUUGGCACUCGAUGGCAAAAUAUGCAUCACUGUUUCAAGGCCUUUCAUGCUCAUUGAUUGAACAAAUGAGUGCUAUGGACUAUUUUGCCUUGAAGAGACGAAAGAUUCAAAAUUCUCCAACUGUUUGAACAGAGCUCCCAGGUAUUCCCAGAUACCAGCUGAGGUUACGCUGUUGCUCAGCGGCUCAUUACAAUCAAAGCACCUUUGGGACUGAGGCUGAGAAACGUCGACAAGUAGAAAAUAAAAGGCAUAGUACUGUGUGUACUCCUUGUCAAAUAGUAUGGGUUACAAGGGCCGGGGGAAAAUACAAGUAGGACAGACCUUUUGAGUUUUCUCACUUUUCCUACUAAAAAUACUAAAUGUAUGAUUUUGUAUUUGUCAUGUUGACAGAUCUUUUAUGCCUUGAUAAUUAGGAAACUGUGAACAUAGCUGCUAACUGCAUAGGCUGUUAUUGUGACCAGUCUACAUUUUGUAGAUCAUAUUGUGUACAGUAUGACUUUUUCUCAGGGAAAGGGACAUCCUUAGUUAGAAUAAACACUUUUUUCCACAAUA
This is a messenger RNA of Myripristis murdjan (pinecone soldierfish), 1907 nucleotides long. Its product is annotated as ATP-sensitive inward rectifier potassium channel 1-like. The coding region runs from base 17 to 1162 and encodes 381 amino acids. Gene Ontology annotation, molecular function: ATP-activated inward rectifier potassium channel activity. Gene Ontology annotation, biological process: regulation of monoatomic ion transmembrane transport; potassium ion import across plasma membrane. Gene Ontology annotation, cellular component: plasma membrane. The record is from RefSeq and is a predicted model, not a curated record. The transcript is spliced from 2 exons. NCBI's taxonomy places the organism in Eukaryota, Metazoa, Chordata, Actinopteri, Holocentriformes, Holocentridae.